This is a messenger RNA of Trichosurus vulpecula (common brushtail), 5577 nucleotides long. RefSeq names its product ring finger and CCCH-type domains 2 (gene RC3H2). The record is from RefSeq and is a predicted model, not a curated record. Lineage: Eukaryota; Metazoa; Chordata; Mammalia; Diprotodontia; Phalangeridae. The transcript has 22 exons. Gene Ontology annotation, molecular function: metal ion binding. The coding region runs from base 300 to 3932 and encodes 1210 amino acids.
GCGAGGAGGUGGAGGAGGAGGAGGAGGCGCCGCUGCGGCCGCCGCCGCCGCCGCCGCCAACACCACCGACGCCAACGGGGCUUUCCCGCUUGCUCCCGAUGGAGUUUGAGGCCGCGGAGCCGCAGCCGAGCCGUGCCCCGGGGAGAGGAGGCGCCUUCGUCGCCGAUCCCCGUCACCGCCGUCGCCCCGGGGCUCCCCGGAGCGGCCCGUAGCGACCCCGCCCGGGCCCUCAGCUCACACAACACUACACAGUGAAAUAAUGGUCUGCUAGACUGCUAAACAAGCAUCCAGUUUCCACAAUGCCUGUGCAGGCUGCUCAGUGGACAGAAUUCCUGUCCUGUCCAAUCUGCUAUAAUGAAUUUGAUGAGAAUGUGCACAAGCCCAUCAGUUUAGGUUGUUCACACACCGUCUGCAAGACCUGCUUAAAUAAACUUCACCGAAAAGCAUGCCCUUUUGACCAGACUGCCAUCAACACAGACAUUGAUGUGCUUCCUGUAAACUUUGCACUUCUCCAAUUAGUUGGAGCCCAGGUACCAGAUCAUCAAACAGUAAAAUUAAGUAAUCUAGGAGAGAAUAAGCACUAUGAGGUUGCAAAGAAAUGUGUUGAGGAUUUGGCACUCUACUUAAAGCCACUAAGUGGAGGAAAGGGUGUUGCUAGUUUGAAUCAGAGUGCACUGAGCCGUCCAAUGCAAAGGAAACUGGUGACUCUUGUAAAUUGUCAACUUGUGGAAGAAGAAGGUCGUGUAAGAGCCAUGCGAGCAGCACGGUCACUUGGGGAAAGAACUGUAACUGAACUGAUUUUACAACACCAGAACCCUCAGCAGUUGUCUGCCAAUCUAUGGGCUGCAGUCAGGGCUCGGGGAUGCCAGUUCUUAGGACCAGCUAUGCAAGAAGAGGCCUUAAAGUUAGUAUUGCUGGCCCUGGAAGAUGGUUCUGCUCUAUCAAGGAAAGUUUUGGUACUUUUUGUUGUCCAAAGACUGGAACCAAGAUUUCCUCAGGCAUCAAAAACAAGUAUUGGUCAUGUUGUGCAGCUACUGUAUCGUGCUUCUUGUUUUAAGGUCACAAAAAGGGAUGAAGAUUCUUCUCUGAUGCAGCUAAAGGAAGAAUUUAGAAGUUAUGAGGCAUUGCGAAGGGAGCAUGAUGCCCAGAUAGUUCAUAUUGCUAUGGAAGCAGGGCUUCGUAUAUCACCAGAACAGUGGUCUUCACUUCUCUAUGGUGAUUUGGCACAUAAAUCACAUAUGCAGUCCAUCAUUGAUAAGCUUCAGUCUCCAGAAUCCUUUGCAAAGAGUGUCCAGGAGUUGACAAUUGUUUUGCAGCGUACGGGUGAUCCAGCAAAUCUAAACCGAUUGAGGCCUCAUUUGGAGCUGCUUGCAAACAUAGAUCCUAAUCCAGAUGCUGUCUCACCAACUUGGGAGCAGCUAGAAAAUGCAAUGGUUGCUGUCAAGACCGUGGUGCAUGGACUUGUGGACUUUAUUCAGAACUACAGUCGUAAAGGCCAUGAGACACCACAGCCACAGCCAAAUAGCAAAUAUAAAACUAGUAUGUGCCGAGAUCUGCGACAGCAGGGGGGGUGUCCACGAGGAACAAAUUGUACAUUUGCUCAUUCUCAAGAAGAGCUUGAAAAAGAUAUAAUUUUUCCUCUGAGGACUGCUUUAGCUGCACCCCCAAAAUUUUGGUAUCGCUUAAGGAACAAAAAGAUCACAGCAACUGUACGAACGUUUCCUCUCCUAAAUAAAGUUGGCGUGAACAACACUGUCACAACCACAGCUGGAAAUGUCAUUUCUGUCAUAGGAAGUACUGAAACAACUGGGAAACUUGCUUCGAGUACCAAUGGGAUUUCAAAUGCAGAAAACAGUGUUUCCCAGCUAAUCCCCCGUGGUGCUGACACCACGUUAAGAGCUCUGGAGAAUGUGAAGAAAGUAGGGAAGGUUGGCUCCAGUGGUCAGAAUAUCUCUGGGGCUUCUGCAGAAUCUGUAACUGAAAAUAAAAUUGGUUCUCCACCCAAGACUCCUGUAAGUAAUGUAGCAGCUACCUCAGCUGGACCCCCUACUGUUGGAACAGAGCUGAGUUCUGUGCCUCCGAAAUCCAGCUCAUUUGUAACUAGAGUACCUGUAUAUCCUCAACCUUCUGAAAGCAUUCAGUAUUUUCCAGAUCCAAGGACCCAGAUAUCCUUUGAAGUUCCACAGUACCCACAGACAGGAUACUACCCACCACCUCCAACGGUACCAGCUGGUGUGGCUCCCUGUGUUCCUCGUUUUGUGAGGUCCAAUAAUGUUCCAGAAUCUUCCCUCCCACCUGCUUCCGUGCCAUAUGCUGAUCAUUACAGUACAUUUCCCCCUCGAGAUCGAGUGAAUUCUUCUCCUUACCAGCCUCCUCCUCCGCAGCCGUAUGGACCAGUUCCCCCAGUACCUUCCGGAAUGUAUGCUCCUGUGUAUGACAGCCGGCGCAUCUGGCGUCCACCAAUGUACCAACGAGAUGACAUUAUUAGGAGCAAUUCUUUACCUCCAAUGGAUGUAAUGCAUUCGUCUGUCUAUCAGACGUCUUUGCGAGAAAGAUAUAGUAGUUCCCUGGAUGGUUAUUAUCCAAUGGCUUGUCAGCCACCAAGUGAGCCAAGGACAACUGUACCUUUACCCAGGGAACCUUGUGGUCAUUUGAAGACCAGUUAUGAGGAUCAGUUAAGACGAAAACCAGAACAGUGGGCGCAAUAUCAUACCCAGAAAGCACCCCUUGUUUCUUCAACUCUUCCUAUGGCAACACAGUCACCGACACCGCCUUCUCCUCUGUUCAGUGUAGACUUUCGUACCGAGUUCUCCGAGAACAUAAGUGACGUACGUGGUACAAAAUUUGAGGAAGAUCAUCUUUCCCAUUAUUCACCUUGGUCCUGUGGCACCAUAGGCUCUUGUAUAAAUGCCAUUGAUUCAGAGCCCAAGGAUGUAAUUGCUAAUUCAAAUGCUGUGUUAAUGGAUCUGGACAGUGGAGAUGUUAAGAGAAGAGUACAUUUAUUUGAAACUCAGAGAAGGGUGAAAGAAGAAGAUCCUAUAAUUCCUUUUAGUGAUGGACCCAUUAUCUCCAAAUGGGGUGCAAUUUCCAGAUCUUCCCGGACAGGUUACCAUACCACAGAUCCUAUACAGGCCACUGCUUCCCAAGGAAGUGCUACUAAACCCAUCAGUGUAUCAGAUUAUGUCCCCUAUGUCAAUGCUGUUGAUUCAAGGUGGAGUUCAUAUGGCUCUGAUUCUACUUCAGCACACUAUAUAGAACGGGAUAGAUUUAUUGUUACUGAUUUAUCCAGUCAUAGAAAGCAUUCCAGUACUGGAGAUCUUCUAAGCAUUGAACUUCAGCAGGCAAAGAGCAACUCAUUGUUGCUUCAGAGGGAGGCCAAUGCACUAGCCAUGCAACAGAAAUGGAAUUCUUUAGAUGAAGCCAGUCACCUUACCUUAAAUCUCCUAAGCAAGGAAAUGGAUUUGAGAAAUGGAGAGAGUGAUUAUACAGAAGAUACAGCAGAUACUAAGCCCGAUCGAGAUAUUGAAUUAGAACUUUCAGCACUUGACACUGAUGAACCUGAUGGACAAGGUGAACAAAUAGAAGAGAUUCUGGACAUACAACUUGGUAUCACGUCUCAAAAUGAUCAGCUACUGAAUGGAACUACAAUGGAAAAUGGCCAUCCACUAAAGCAACAUCCAAAGGAACCAGUGGAGCCCAAGAGACAAAGUUUAGGUGAAGACCAUGUGAUUCUGGAGGAACAAAAAGCAGCCCUGCCGGUAACUUCUUGCUUCAGCCAGCCAAUUGCAGCAUCUAUUAGCAAUGCAAGUUGCCUGCCAGUCACCACAUCUGUCAGUGUCAGCAAUCUCAUCUUGAAAACAGCUCAUAUUAUGUCUGAGGAUAAAAAUGACUUUUUAAAGCCUAUUGCAAAUGGGAAGAUGGUUAACAGCUGAAAGGAGGUCCAUCUUUGAAAUUUGUGACUACACAAUGGAAGCAUUUACACUAGCUUUUUAUAUAUAUAUAAUAUAUAUUAUAUAAUGUAUAUUUUUUUUAAAAAAAUAAUACUGGGGGCAUCCAUUUCCUGUGGACUCUUUGAUACUUUGAGCCCUCUCACAUUAGCAUUCUGAAAAAAAAAUAAGAAUUUACUUUAUUAGGGUAACAAGUUCACUUUCCAGAAAUGAUUGGAAUUUGGACAACAUUUUACUUAAGCUUAAAGCAGCUUUUUAUGAGUUUGUAGCAAUCCGGUGCAGUAACUGAGCCAUUCCUCUUUUAAAUGGCUUCUAUAAAAAAAAAUUAACAACUCAGUUAUUAAACUAGCAGGAUCCUACAAUGAUACAUCUAGUGAAAGUCAACAUAACUAACUUAUUUGUGUCUUUUUUGUUUCACUGAGAGAAUUUCCCAUCUUCUCGCUGCAGCUGCUUUAUUUAUCUUUUGUUACGGAACUUUGCAUGAGAUUUUUUGUGGGUUUAUUUUUUUUCCUUUUGAAGAGUGAAGGUAGGCAGUCUUACCUUAGAUUUUUACAGGGUUAACACACUAGCUUUGCUUUACUGCAUAAUGUGUAGGAGUGUGGUACAGUGCUUUGCUGUAGCAUUACAGUUUUUAAAAAAAAAUUCUCAUUUUUCCAGGAAUAAUUUCUGCUUUAUUACUAUUGAUAUUUAUAUACAGGCUACUUGUUUAAGUAAGUAAUUUAAAAAUGUAACCAAGUGCCUAAGUCCUUCAGCUAACGUACUAGAUAUUGACUUCUCUUAAGUUAUAUGCAGAAUCGUUUUUAACAAUUUUGAUAAAUUAUGCACUAAUGUAAUGGCUGUUUUUUUAUGCAGAUUUACACCUGUACAUUAUUGAAUCCAAUGACUUGGCAAAAGAAUCAGGUGCUUUUAGGCUUUCUCGUGGAAACCCUGUAUGUAGUGUUUGCACUGACUAAUGAGAUGGUAUUGCUGGGUUUUUAAUUUAAAUUAAUUUGGGGUGGGGUGGGAAAAUGUUCAUUGAAUUGUCUUGGUUAAAUAUUGUUUAUCAUAAUUUCAUGUUCACAUUUAAUUUUGCAUGUUCUUUGGCUAUUGAGUUUCAGAAGGCUGUGAAACGUGUAAUAAUAUAGCAUUACCUGACUUCCAGUUAGACUGAAAAAACAGACCCCAAACCAAACAAGAAUGCUUUUUUGCCCUGCCAAAAUGUGACUGGAAAAGGUUGUUUUGACAUGGCAUCUGAAGGUAGAUAGUGUCAAUUGAUUAUACCCAAGUGUUCUGGAAAUAGAAUUCUUUGAAGCUUAAAAUUGCACAGUCAACAUUUUGAAAACAAAAGCAGGGCCCUCCUUCCUGGUUACCUUAUCUGUAUGUAGUUUUGUCUUUUUUCUUUCCCUAUUUCUUUGAGAUGAAUUUUACUUUUUAUUAUUAUUUUUAAUUAACUUCUGUGAAGUUGUUUAUUCUGAGAAUUGUACUGGAAUAUUUUAAGCCAAGCCGAUCUUUCACCAGGUGUACUGUAUGUAAGGGCUUUUCCUGCUAGCAAAAUGCUUAAACAGGAUCAUGUUAUUGGUCGUCUGAGUUGUUAAGUUGUUUUACAAAACCACAGCAAUGUAUCAGAUAAGAUUUUGAUAACAAAAGUUUU